This is a messenger RNA of Aspergillus homomorphus CBS 101889, 2997 nucleotides long. Its product is annotated as beta-glucosidase. Gene Ontology annotation, biological process: glucan catabolic process. Gene Ontology annotation, molecular function: beta-glucosidase activity. The transcript has 2 exons. The record is from RefSeq and is a predicted model, not a curated record. NCBI's taxonomy places the organism in Eukaryota, Fungi, Ascomycota, Eurotiomycetes, Eurotiales, Aspergillaceae. Bases 41 to 2650 code for a protein of 869 amino acids.
GUUUUUGUGGUCCAGAGCUAAUUGAUGUGUUUGGUAGGAUAUGCCUCCCUCUGAAUCGUGGUUUCCGACUCCACAAGGCGGUGCGCUUGAGGAUUGGGCGGAUGAUUAUCGCAGGGCCGAGAUGCUGGUGCGGAAUAUGACGCUCAUUGAGAAGAUCAAUAUUACGACUGGAGUUGGGUGGCAGAUGGGCAUGUGUGUCGGGAAUACAGCGCCCGCCGAGUUUGUCAAGUUUCCCUCGUUGUGUCUGCAGGACGGACCGCUGGGGCUGCGCUACGCGGACUUGGUCUCCGCCUUCCCCGCUGGAAUUACCACCGGCGCUACCUGGAAUCGGGAGUUGAUCCGCCAGCGGGGCGUGGCGCUGGGCGAGGAGGCACGUAUCAAGGGUGUUAAUGUGCUUCUUGGUCCUUCUAUGGGUCCUUUGGGGAUGAUGCCCGCUGGCGGUCGCAAUUGGGAAGCGUUCGGGGCGGACCCGGUUCUUCAGGGUGUGGCGGCCGCGGAGACUAUUCGAGGCAUUCAGAGCACAGGGGUGAUGGCUACGGCUAAGCAUUAUAUCAUGAACGAGCAAGAGCAUUUCCGUCAGCCCUACGAGUGGGGCAUUGCAACGGCCCUGUCAUCCAACAUCAACGACCGUACGCUACACGAGGUCUUCCUCUGGCCCUUCGCGGAAUCCAUCCGGGCCGAUGUCGCCAGCGUUAUGUGCUCGUAUCAGAUGGUGAACAACAGCCACGCCUGCGAAAACAGCAAGUUGCUGAACGGUAUCCUCAAGGACGAGCUGGGCUUCCAGGGCUUCGUGCAGUCCGACUGGCUGGCCCAGCGCUCGGGCAUCAACAGCGCUCUGGGCGGACUUGAUAUGAGCAUGCCUGGCGACGGCCUUCACUGGGCGGACGGCCAAUCCUUAUGGGGAUCGGAGUUGACUCGUGCCGUGCUCAAUACUUCGGUCCCGAUGGAGCGCUUGAACGACAUGGUCACUCGCAUCGUAGCAGUCUGGUACCACUUGGGCCAGGACGCAUGGGAACGACCGCCCCCUGAGGGCAAUGGCGGUCCCAAUUUCUCCUCCUGGACCAACGACGAGGUUGGCUGGAUCUAUCAGGGGUCCCCCAGUGAGGAGACCUACGGGGUGGUGAAUCGCUUCAUCAACGCCCAGGGUGAGGGCGACAAUGCCCACUGGAUCAUCGCGCGCAAGGUUGCGACCGAGGGAAUUGUGCUCGUGAAGAACGACCGGCAGACACUGCCACUGUCCCGCCGCCCCACGACUGAUUUGGGAGCCGUGUUUCACGUGGGUGUCUACGGUGAUGAUGCGGGCUCGGCACUGGGCCCCAACGCCUGCGCGGAUCGCGGGUGCAACCAAGGAACCCUGGCGAUGGGCUGGGGCAGCGGGACGGCCGAAUUCCCGUAUCUGGUCAGUCCGUUUGAGGCUUUGCAGUCCGCCUGGGAGACGGAGGUCGAAUUGAGCCCAUAUCUCCGCAACGCGGUGAUGCCGGCGGAGGUGUCCGACAAGGACCUGUGUUUGGUCUUCGCUAAUGCCGACUCGGGAGAAGGGUUUAUCUCGGCGGGUGGCAUCCAUGGCGAUCGCAACAAUUUGUUCCUGCAGAAGGGCGGUGACACUUUGAUCGAAACGGUCGCGCGAAACUGCGCGGGGCCGACCGUGGUGAUCGUGCAUGCGGUAGGUCCUGUGGUGGUGGAGUCGUGGAUCGAUCUGCCAGGGGUCGAUGCGGUGCUUUUCGCUCAUCUGCCGGGUCAAGAGAGCGGCCACGCGUUGGUGGAUGUCUUGUUCGGCGUGGUUGAUGCCAGUGGGCGGCUGCCGUACACGAUCGGCAAGAGUCUGGAAGACUAUGGACCCGGGGCGCAGGUGCUGUAUGAGCCUAAUGCACCCGUGCCGCAGGUAGAUUUCCAGGACGGGCUGUAUAUUGAUCAUCGGUAUUUCGAUCGACACAACAUCACGCCGCGGUUUGAGUUUGGAUUCGGAUUGUCGUACACGACGUUUGAGCUUGCCGAUCUUCAUAUCCAGGGCCUGCAGUCCAAGUCCCGUCUCCCGGCGUCUCGACCGCCCCAGACCGUCUUUCCCCCGGCGUACGAGACGGAGCCGCCGCGCAAUGAGUCGGUGCUGUUCCCUGCAGACUUCCGGGCGAUUCCCCAGUACAUUUACUCGUACCUCACGUCGAUGAACGGCACCGCGGCGGCCAACUACACGCACUAUCCGAAGGGAUACGACCAACCGCAGCCGUUGUCGCCGGCCGGCGGCGGCCUGGGCGGGAACCCAUCGCUCUAUGAAGAGGUGGUGAAUGUCGAGGUCGCGGUGCGCAACACGGGGCCGCGGGCCGGUCAGACUGUGGUGCAGGUGUAUGUCUCAUUCCCCGAGAACGUGACCGAGGAUGGUGACUGGGUGGAGGUGCACGAAGGGGAGCGUCUGUCCAGCAAGAAGAAAUUGGAGCGGAUGCCCGAACCGAUUGAGUUUCCCAUGCGCGUGCUGCGCAAUUUCACCAAGGUCGCCCUGGAGGCGGGGGAGCAGCAGACGGUGGCGAUGACGUUGAACCGGAAGGACUUGGGGUAUUGGAGCGUGCGAGAGCAGAAUUGGGUGAUGCCCGAUGGCAAGUUUGCGAUUUGGGUCGGACAGAGUUCACGAGAUCUUCCCUUACGAGGGGAGUAUUGAUGAUGAUGUGAACUUCGGACUGGCCGUAGUGAUUAUGCUGCCUACUCGGAAUAGUUGGUUAGUACACUGUGAUGUGAUGAUCAGUGAGACACACAGUAGACGAAGACCUUAGCGAAGGGAUUGAGAGCAAGGUAUUGGGGGAAAUUCUACACAUCCGAGACACCCGGGGGAAUGUACAGUUGCAUUGCAUGAAUAGUACAGGUGACCCUCGUGUAUGUAAAUAGAAAAUGGUCGGGAAUUAUGGGUGCCUAGCUGAAUGGUGUUGGUGGACUUGGGGGAGUUUGUGCUGUCUUAGUUAUUCCUGAAUAAUCUGGAAUAAUCUGCAGAGUGCAGAUGAUAUCAUCGGC